Molecule: messenger RNA, 27500 nt
Organism: Coregonus sp. 'balchen'
Lineage: Eukaryota; Metazoa; Chordata; Actinopteri; Salmoniformes; Salmonidae
Source: the annotation of a GenBank genome assembly
AUGGAGGGUAUAUUACCGGUAACUUUCAAAGUUUAUAAGUAAACUACCGGAAUUUCGGAAACAUUCAGGAUUGUAUGGAAUUUUCAUAACAUAUCAAAUAUAUUUAUUUAUUUUACUAUGUCAAUAUGUUUUUGUAAAUGUUUUGGCGCCAAACUGUUGGAAUAGUUGCAGAGUUAAUCGAAAAUUAUGCCAUUGUUGAUUAGAUGUUUUUUCAUUAAGUAGGCUCUUUUCUGUUGAACCACAUGGUCUAUCCACUAGAAACUCAUGGACAAUAUGGACACAGAUAUAAGGAUUUAAGAAAAAAAAUGUUUUAAUAUAAAUGACCAAAGUUACCAUAGAUUACCUGUUAAUUACAAAAUUACAGAAAGUUCCGAUAACUUUGGUAAAUUACCGGUAGUUUUGCUACCCUAUGUUCCACAUGGCUAAGUAAAUAAGUUCAUUAAUUUCUGAUCAGGUGUCCUUGUGUGAUUUCCCCGCAGUUGACGGACUGGAAAAAGCUUCUCUGUCCAACUGUGAUGUUGUGGUGGGUAGCACCCAGACUCCUCCACUGAAGCAGAAGGGGAAGCUCUCCACUAUAGGGAAGAUCUUCAAACCCUGGAAAUGGCGCAAGAAGAAAACCAGUGACAAGUUUCAGGACCUAUCCAAAGGUACAGUACGUCUGAAGUAGUCUGAUCACAUACUGUUUCAUUAUGCUGUAGCCAACUAUUCCAUCGUUGCCAUGCCAUAUGUUUUCAUGCCAAACAUGAAUCUUGUUCUAUUCCCUAUCCCCUCACAUGAUUUUUCACCCCCCACAAAGCCAUUGGUUUGUAUCUUGUAUGACGCUGCCAUGCCCUAACUAAUGUAAAUCUUGUGAUAUUGACAAUUGACAUUUAUGUAAAGAUCUCGAGCGAUAGAAUAUAGGCUGGCUAGGGGCAGGUUGGAAAUUAAUUUGGAUAUGCCACAUCAGUUCUGCCAAAGAAUGUGAGUGUGAUCAUGGAUCAUGGGUUUAAUUUCUCAAACAUCCUCCACUGUCUGUACUAUGUAACACAUAACUAAAUGAAGUGAUAUCUGAUCAUCAUAUGCAGUCAUGUUGAGCUCUUCAUGUCAUACUAGACCUGGCUUCAAAUAAUUUUAGUUUUCUUUCAAAUACUUUCACCAUUUGAUUGAGCCUGUCUGAGUGCCAACUGUGCGGGGUUUACAUUGUUUGUUCUAACCCAUUUGUUCCAUUGUGCCAGGCAAGCUCAAUCAAGUGCAGCUAUUUGAAAGAAAACCAAUACUAUUCGAACCCAGGUCUGUCGUCUGUGUCAUGCCUGUCUGGCUAGUAGUGCAAAGGCCUUCUCAGGUUCAACUCUUGGUGUGAUAAUCGUCUUUAGAACACAAAUGCUCUCCAUUAGCCGUGUUACAGUGGAAGUGAUUGUCUGGCAGCAUCUAAUUUGAACAAAAGCAGCUUUGUGCGCUCUUGCAUGGCAAAAGUGUUAGAUGGCUGUAUUUGGGCCGCCAUUAGUCAGCAGUGUAUCCCCAGUCUAUGGCAGCCUAUCGAAAUAUCUGUCACAUGCAAGGUGGUAUAGAGCCCAACCUUCUCUUGUAUAACUAGUAUGAGUGAAACUUUAUGCUCCCAAGUCAGUCGCUUUUUCUAUGGAAAACUAGAAGAACUAGGCCUAAAUGAAAGUUGCAAGCAGAUUACAUUAUCUAAAGGCUUCAGUUCUGAGAACACUCCUCUGGUGUGGACUGAAGGCGAUUGGUCAUACCUAGGACUGUUGCGGUGACCGUAUUACCGCCACACUGGCAGUCAUGAGUCAUGACCGCAGUAAAAUUCCACGUGACCGUUGAGUCACUGUAAUCUUUUAUGCACUCUGGACAUGCGUUGGUAGUACCCAACUCGCUAACGACUGUCAGGUUGCUAAUGGCCUGAUACUCAGCGCUCUAUUGUCCCUCUAACCACUCUGACAUCAAUGCAAAUGCAAUCGAAAAUCACAUCAAACACUUAUCAUCAAAACAGUAUCAUGCUUUUAAAACUCACUUCACUGUGAUCGAUCAAUUUGAAGAAAGAAGUUCAACAACAGGUUGAAACUGAGUGGAAAACAUGGUCAUUGUGGAUCUCGUUUCAAAGCCUAAUACAACUAAAUGGACAGCGCUUUCUAAGGGGAUGAUUAAUUCAAACACCCAUACGCAUAUUAAAGCUUAUACAUAUGAGCCCAAGCCCUAAAGAAAAACAGAAUUAUGAUUGUGCCGUUAUACAACACAUAGCCUAAUAACCUACCGCAUAUUACGCACGGCAAAAUUUUUUAAUAAAAAAACUGAUGUAAGAUGUCUUUGGUAUUCUCCAAAAUUAAACACAUUCUAGUAAUCGCCUUUGAGUGUGGACUGUAUUAUUAUGCAUACUGGAUGGACUGGUUACCUUAUGCUAUGCUCCAAACUUUCUAUCAACGAGUCUAGGAGAGAACCUGUAGGCCUAGGCGAUGCUGUUGGUUCAUUGAUUGUGCAGGGCAGCUUCCAGAGUUAGCCUACAAUUAUAGUGAAUUUGUAUUCGAUUUAAAAUAGCCUGGUAAUAGGGCAUUUUUUAUAUUUUCUUAAUUAAUAGGCUGACACUUUACCCCUAGUGUGACGAGUACUGAGGAUACGAAGAGGCAGGACGCAGACACAGGAAUCAACAAUGUAAAGGUUUACUUAACACUGAGCAAGAGAACAACAAAGAGCGAGUACACGACAAGACACUAACAAUCACACACAGCACAUCACUGAACAGUCCAGGGUUAUAUAGGGGUGGUGAUGAGAUGAUGAGGUGCAGGUGCGCUGGAGGUGAUUAGGGUGCGUUGGGUUUCCAUUCCGGUGUUGCCGAGGUGGUGCGCUCAGACCGGUGGCUCAGUAGACUGGCGAAUCAGAGCGCCGGACGGGAGCAACAGGAGGAGACGUGACAGUACCCAUACCUGAGUGUCCUGCCGUAAGGGUGGUGUGCGCCCAGAUCAGCAGGCGGUCACGGACCCUGGUGGGUACAUACACGCGCCCCGGAGGGGCGUUGGCAGGCGCUGGGUCCUCCUGAGCCGGCAGGCGGAUGUCUUCGUCCACAUCCCAAACGACAGGUGCCACGAUGAGAGACGGAGGCAGGAUAGGACCCCCCAGAACCUUCCUUUCUCCGGUAUGGUGUGUCCUGGAGAGGAUGGCUUUCUUCAUUCUGGGAUCCUGGGUGGUAGGACAGAAUAAACUGAAAGCGAGUAAGAAAUUGGGCCCACCUGGCAUGACGAGAUUUCAUCCGUUUCGCUGCCCGUACGUGCUCCAAAUUCCGGUGGUCAGUGAGAAUCCGGAAUGGAUGGACUGCGCCCUCCAGCCAGUGUCUCCAUUCCUCCAGAGCGAGGACCACCGCCAACAGCUCCCUGUCUCCAACUCCAUAGUCCCUCUCUGCCGCGGUAAGCUUUUUAGAGUAAAAGGCACAGUGAUACAUUUUCUCUGGCUUACCUUGCAGCUGGGGGAGGGGACGCCACCCACGCCCUCCUCAGAUGCAUCCACCUCCAGGAUGAAAGGACGAGCUGGAUCUGGGUGUUUUAGGAGGGGCGCUGUGGCGAACCUCUCCUUCAGCCUCUUGAAGGUAGCGUCAGCCUCAGGGUUCCAGGCCAGCUUCUGAGGCCCCCCCUUAAGGAGAAAGGUGAGCGGGUGGCUAUGGAGCUGAAGGACCUGAUGAAAAGCCGGUAGAAAUUUGCGAAGCCCAGGAAGCUCUGUAGGCCCUUGAUGGUGGUGGGGACUGGCCAUGACCUGACGUCGUCCGUCUUCGCUCUUUCCAUGAACACCCCCUGAGGACUGAUCCUGUGUCCCUGGAAGGAGAUGGCCUGUUGUUGGAAUUCACAUUUCUCCCCCUUCACCAACAGGCUGUGUUCCCGGAGGCGGAGUAGGACCGCUCUGACGUCCCUGACGUGCUCCUCGAACGUAGCCGAGCAGAUCAGGAUAUUGUCGAAGUACACCACCACCUGUCAGCAUGUCUCGGAACACGUCAUUGGCGAAGGACUGGAACAUGGAAGGUGCGUUGGCGAGGCCGUAGGGCAUGACGCAGUAUUCAUAGUGGCCUGAGGUAGUGCUGAAUGCCGUCUUCCACUCGUCUCCUUCCCAGAUUCGGAUCAGGUUGUAGGCACUCCUCAGGUCCAAUUUGGUAAAAUACCGGGCCCCUCGCAGCUGCUGGCCGACGGAACCAGAGGGAGGGGGUACCGGUACUUGGUGGAGACUGCGUUCAGCCCCCGGUAGUCAAUGCACGGCCUCAGUCCUCCGUCAUUUUUGGCCAGGAAGAAGAAGCUGGCGGAGGCAGGAGAGGUAGAGCGUCUGAUGAACCCCUGUUUCAGGGUCUCCGCCACAUACUUCUCCAUGGCCUCAGUCUCCGCUAUGGAGAGGGAGUAAAUGCGACUCUUCUGGGGGUGUUGUCCCUCCAGCAGGUCAAUGGUGCAGUCCAAGGGCCUGUGAGGAGGGAGACACAUAGCCUUGGAGGCAGAGAAGACAUUGGAGAGAUCUGUGUUCUCACGUGGAAUGUUGGGCUGGGCGGACUCCAAACAACAAACCACCGGCAGGCAGGUCCUCCUGCAUGAGGGGGACCAAGAUGUGAUCCUCUUGGUGAUCCAAUUGAUGGUGGGGUUGUGUAGUCUGAGCCAGGACAAUUCCAAGACUAUCUGGUGAAGGGUUAUGUGACGAUGUGGAAGGACAGCUCCUCGUGGUGCUCCGGUAGUGUGGGAAUGGUGAUGGGGAGAGUGACGUGCGUAAUGGUGCCUGAUCCAAUUGGUUUAUUUUCCAGCGAGGUGACGUGUAGCGGAGAAGGCAGUGGCACGGUGGGAAACCCCCAUUCAAAGACCAGCUCCCUAUCUAUAAGGUUCCCCGCUGAUCCGGAAUCUAUCAUUGCCGUGGAAAGUUAAGAGAAGGAAGAACCAUUCACCGUUAGGGGAACUAAAAACAAUGGAUUGGUGACAGGUGAUGAAGGAACAUUCACGGAGUGGCGACGGGAGUCAUACCGCCUAGAUAAGGAGCCGCCAGGAGAUCUGUGGUCCUUGGUGGUGUAGGGGGUGCUGCCCACCUCCAUGGGUGAGGACUCGGAGGCAGGGCGGCUUCCAUAGCUCAGAUGGGGUGAGCGUCGAGGCUCCGGGAGGUGUUGGGAACGCCGUCAGUCUCUCAACAUGUCGUCAAGACGAAUGGACGUGGCAAUGAGGGUGUCAAGGUCCAUCUCGUCGUCCCGACAUGCGAGUUCCAUCGUGAUGUCCUCCCGUAAGUCUCUCGUGAAGGCUGUGUGCAGAGCACGCUCAUUCCAGCCGGAAGACGCUGCCACAGUGCUAAAGCUCAGGGCGUACUCGAACGCGGCCCCCUCUCCCUGUUGUAGCCGGAGGAGACGCUCACCCCCGUCCUUUCCCUCCGUGGGAUGAUCAAACACCACCCUGAACCAAGCGAGGAAGGUGGAGAAGGGAAGUGUUGCGGCCUCACCUCCUUCCCAGACUGCCGUGGCCCAAUCCAGCGCCUUUCCCUUCAGUAGCGAAAUCACCAGCGCUAUCCUGGCUUGGUCCGAUGGAGAUGCCCCACGCUGACGCACCAGAUGCAGUGAAACCUGUAGCAGGAAGCCUCUACAUUUCGUUGUUUUCCCAUCAUAGCACUCCGGCAGCGCGAUGGGUCCCUUAGACGUUGGUGAUAGCAUGGGAGGAGGUGGACUGGGUGCAUUCACCGCUCCCUGAGGUUAGGAGCACUUCCUGCAUGGCAGCGUUCAGCUGGGCAAUCUGCUGCUGGUGCUGGUCGAGGCACUGGGAAACUCCAGGAGGAUUACCUGCUGCAUCCAUCUUCGUGAUUGGUGUGUGAUUCUGUGACGAGUACUGAGGAUACGAAGAGGCAGGACGCAGACGCAGGAAUCAACAAUGUAAAGGUUUACUUAACACUGAGCAAGAGAACAACAAGUGCACGACAAGACACUAACAAUCACACACAACACAACACUGAACAGUCCAGGGCUAUAUUUAUAUUUUUAUUUUAUUUUAUAAGUCAGUUAAGAACAAAUUCUUAUUUACAAUGACGGCCUACACCGGCCAAACCCAGAUGACGCUGGGCCAAUUGUGCGACAGGAGGAGACGUGACAUCUAGCUACAGAAUAUCUUACCACAGUGCGUUUCUCUCUCAAUAGUUUUAUGGAAUAUGUUUUGUUGCGAAAACAAGUUACUAUCGAUGUUCCCUAACAGAUUUUACUUGGUUUCCCAAAUUAAGCACAGAGUAGCUGCAGGAACAGGGUUGGAGAGCCCAUGGCAUACAGAGUUUGGGCGGAAUAUCACCUGUCGCGCAGCGAGAGGCUGCUCCUCAAACAGUGCGUGGAGUGAAAUAAGUGUUACUAUGAGCCCAGACCUUUCUAUAUGCAAUCCAGUGUGAAAGCAGAGUUUUGAUUGUUGCCACUAAAAAGAGGAGGAUCCCAGCUGCUACUAUAUUUAUUUCUCAGCUUCUCAUAUUAAGCACAUGCUCCAUUAUAAAACCGGUGUAGCCUACCCUGCAUGAUUGAAAAACAAUCUGCGGGAAAGCGGCCUCCAUUCACUAUUCGAGUUCAUAUGGAUGACAUGUCUUUUUUCCCCUGCCCCUGUUCCUGCCCAUUUUAUAAUGUGUAAUUCUAAAUCGAAACAAAUUUGACAUAUUAAUAAAGACAAUAUUAAAUUGAGAAUAUUGUGAUGGGUGAAAAUAUGGUCACCCAUCACAGAGUGUGUGCAGCCUGAGGCAAGGAACAGAGUGCAAGCUUUAUUUUGUGACUUUCUCAAAUCUUCAAUAGCCUGUAGUCGCAUCAUGCAGUCCCAUGUAUGUUUUGAUUUCUAAGACAUUCUAAGGUUUGUAUUAUUCACAACUAAAGUUGCCAAAUAACUCUAGCAUAUAGGACCUGUUUCAAAUUAUCACUCAACAUAGCCACUUCAUAUGCUCACUCAUAUAUAUAUUUUCUAUUUUAUCCAGCUAAGUUCAAUUAUAUUCUUCUUACUAUAAAAUCAUAUAAUAUAAAAUAAUGGCACAGGAUUUAUAAGCAUAUAUUGUCUGCUAAAUGAACUAGCCUACAGCCUAUGGCAUGGAGCAUAGCCAGAUAACAUACAGUAGGCCAACUCAUAUUCUGUUCUUCUGAAAUACAUUUUCUUCAUAUCAUAAUUUUUCUUUAGACCUGCUUACAAUAAUGGAUUUAUUGUCAUUUAUUCUAAUUUUUUAAAAUGUAGAUGUUCCAAAGACGCGCAUCAGCAGCUUGUAGGCCUAUGCGUGGAGGCCUGGAGAUGCUAAAUGUGUUUUAUGUUAAUUUGAGGUCAAUUACCAUGAGACCGGCAGGCACCGUGCUUCUACAUCUGCAUUGCUUGCUGUUUGGGGUUUUAGGCUGGGUUUCUAUAUAGCACUUUGUGACAUCUGCUGAUGUUAAAAGGGCUUUAUAAAUACAUUUGAUUGAUUUGCAUGACAAUACCGGCUGACAAAAUGUCAUGACCUCCACAGCCCUAGUCAUACCAGGUAUUGUAUUAGUCCUAUGCAGUUUACUCCUUUUUAUCUCACCUUGGACAGCCUCUAGUUAGUACUAAUCCGUUCUCUUCACCACAAUCUCUCCUCAAGGCUCGUGUAACAGUUCACUGUGGGAUUGUCAUGCAAGUACUAUUAAUGAUAGAGAAUAGGAGUUCCAUAAAGCCUUAGAAGGAUCAUCAUUUACAUAUUUAAUGCUACUUUCCCUCUACUGCAUCACAGCUCCAUGCCCCUAAGCUGUCCAUCUUUCACAUGGCCUGUUCUCAUUGAUUCCUCUGUGGAAUUGUUCCUGUACUUUUAUUUAAUCCCUGAUUUGUAUUCUGUGUUUGUGUGUGUGUGUGUGUGUCCUCCCCUGUCAUUGCAAAGGGCACAUAAUUAAUGACUGUAUCUGGUCAAUGAUUAAUAACUCUGCCUUGCUCAUAUCCGUAGUUCUGGAGAGGAAAAUAUCCACGAGGCAAAGUCGAGAGGAGCUGAUAAGACGAGGCGUUCUCAUUCCCGAUCAAGGUGAGUUACGGCGGGAAAAUUAAUGAAAUCUAACAGUGUGCUGAGUGUUCCAUUUUUGUUUAUUUUAGGCCUUAAAUUGUAUUGAGCAGAAGUCCCACCCCAAACCCUGGUUUCCCUCUGUGGCAUUGUGAUGCCAAAAAACGCUCUCACAGGAGCUGCUGCCCUAGACUAGUGUUUAAGAAAUGUACCUGCAGCAACAAGUUUAAUAGUGUUUUUAUAACCAGCGGGAUACUCCCUGAUGUUAGCUGUUGCUACGAUGGGGAAGAAACCCAAACUGCAGUCCCAUCUAAGUUGUUUGUGUCCUCCUGGUACACUGUACUGUAGUCCCCACCCCUGCAUUGUUACACUCCAAUGUAACAAUACCUAAAUUCUGCAUCAAUGAAGACACAUUUAAUUUUGUUCUUAUGGGGACCUAAGCUGAUGGGAAAUGUCUCAAGAUGGAAGCCUCCUUUCUUCUUACAUUCCUUGUGUGUACUGUAUAAUUAGUGGAUGUAGUAAAAUAGCUUUCAGUUAAAUGUCAGGUAAUGUCAGAUAAAAUGUGCCCCAUUCUCACCCCCUGCUAACUCUUAAAUGUUUCAUUUGCACCAGAGGAGCCAGUGAACUCUGAGAAUCUAAAUGGCCAUGCCACGCCUAGUGUGGGGUCAGAUGAGGUCAAAGUUGACAUAGAGUCGACGCAAACGCCUUCGGAGGAGAAGACAGAAGGGUCGGAGAAUGCUGAGGACAAAGCAGGUAUACUGGAAUGCUUUUAACACGUUUGUCUGCAAGCAGGCCAAAGCGAAAUGAAAUGGCAUGGUGUAAAUCCAUUCGGUGAGCUCCAAUUGAAUAAUGUGUCCACUAGCGCUUCCUAUUUUGGCUUUGACCUCCAAGCAGGAGUCUGGACAGAGCAAUAACCCAUCCACUAAUGGUCAAUAUCACCAUUUUAGACCUGCAGGAGUAUUGCCAUCUGAAGCUUUUAAAGUGUUGUGGGGGUUCCUCAAUUCAAUUUUUCCAUCCCAUAUCCAUUAACACGUCUCCAUCGCUGUUGAUCUUUUAGCAGAAGCCCCUGACCGAUAAGCACAAUGCUGCACACUCCAACAGAAUGUAUCCAGAAACACCUAUGUUAAAUCCCCUUGACAGUCCGAUAGAGAAACGAAAGAGCAGAAAUCCCCUAUUCUUAAGCCAUGCAGAUCAAAGGAAGCUGUAACUUCUGCAGUGAUCAAAGGCCCUCUACUCUACUGACCAUAACAAUGUGGGCCUCUAUUGAACCACUGGAGCCAGAGCUCUGGCCUCUUCAGAUCAAUAGUAAGCCACUCAACUGCUCCCCACUUAAGACCAAAGACAAACUGGGAUGACCAGCUAGAUCUCUCUCCAACAACACAUACAGAGUGGUUCAGCUGGUCAGUGCGGGUCAGGAAGACUGAUUGAAAUGAGGCCUCAGUUCAUUAUGGAGCCAUUUGGCGCCCUGUCAGGGCAGAUACCCAGACAAUGCCUCAUCUACAGUACCCGGGCACUGAGGGCUCUGCCUGGCAAUAAUGUGUUGCUUUAUUGAAGGCAUCAUGAGCUUGGUCGUGAUAGCUCAGAUGAGAGGAAUGUGAAGAGAAAUCAUACUAUAAUGACUCAAUAAAAUAUACUUUAUUAGUCCAUACUAGAUGGACAUUUGUCUUCUGCUUUUUUCCCCAACCCCUCAGAGAUGGAUGGAUACAGUACAUACAUACAUACAUUUUGUGUGUGUGUGUAUAUAUAUAUAUAUAUACACACACACACACUAUAUAUAUAUAUAUAUAUAUAUAUAUAUAUAUAUAUAUAUAUAUAUAUAUAUAUAUAUAUAUAUAUACUCAACAAAAAAAGAAACGUCCUCUCACUGUCAACUGUGUUUAUUUUCAGCAAACUUAACAUGUGUAAAUAUUUGUAUGAACAUAACAAGAUUCAACAACUGAGACAUAAACUGAACAAGUUCCACAGAAAUGGAAUAAUGUGUCCCUGAACAAAGGGGGCGUCAAAAUGAAAAGUAACAGUCAGUAUCUGGUGUGGCCACCAGCUGCAUUAAGUACUGCAGUGCAUCUCCUCCUCAUGGACUGCACCAGAUUUGUCAGUUCUUGCUGUGAGAUGUUACCCCACUCUUCCACCAAGGCACCUGCCAGUUCCCUGACAUUUCUGGGGGGGAAUGGCCCUAGCCCUCACCCACCGAUCCAACAGGUCCAAGACGUGCUCAAUGGGAUUGAGAUCCGGGUUCUUCGCUGGUCAUGGCAGAACACUGAUAUUCCUGUCUUGCAGGAAAUCACGCACAGAACAAGCAGUAUGGCUGGUGGCAUUGUCAUGCUGGUGUGUAAUGUCAGGAUGAGCCUGCAGGAAGGGUACCACAUGAGGGAGGAGGAUGUCUUCCCUGUAACGCACAGCGUUGAGAUUGAGAUUGCCUGCAAUGACAACAAGCUCAGUCCGAUGAUGCUGUGACACACCGCCCCAGACCAUGACAGACCCUCCACCUCCAAAAUCGAUCCCGCUCCAGAGUACAGGCCUUGGUGUAACGCUCAUUCCUUCGACGAUAAACGCGAAUCCGACCAUCACCCCGGUGAGACAAAACCGCGACUCGUCAGUGAAGAGCACCUUUUGCCAGUCCUGUCUGGUCCAGCGACGGUGGGUUUGUGCCCAUAGGCGACGUUGUUGCCGGUGAUGUCUGGUGAGGACCUGCCUUACAACAGGCCUACAAGCCCUCAGUCCAGCCUCUCUCAGCCUAUUGCGGAUAGUCUGAGCACUGAUGGAGGGCUUGUGUGUUCCUGAUGUAACUCGGGCAGUUGUUGUUGCCAUCCUGUACCUGUCCCGCAGGUGUGAUAUUCGGAUGUACUGAUCCUGUGCAGGUGUUGUUACAUGUGUUCUGCCACUGCGAGGAUGAUCAGCUGUCCGUCCUGUCUCCCUGUAGUACUGUCUUAGGCGUCUCACAGUACGGACAUUGCAAUUUAAUGCCCUGGCCACAUCUGCAGUCCUCAUGCUUCCUCCUCAUGCUUCCUAAGGCACGUUCACGCAGAUGAGCAGGGACCCUGGGCAUCUUUCUUUUGGUGUUUUUCAGAGUCAGUAGAAAGGCCUCUUUAGUGUCCUAAGUUUUCAUAACUGUGACCUUAAUUGCCUACCGUCUGUAAGCUGUUAGUGUCUUAAUGACCGUUCCACAGGUGCAUGUUCAUUUAAUUGUUUAUGGUUCAUUGAACAAGCAUGGGAAACAGUGUUUAAACCCUUUACAACGAAGAUCUGUGAAGUUAUUUGGAUUUUUACGAAUUAUAUUUUUUUGCUGAGUAUGUAUGUAUGUAUGUAUGUGUGUGUGUGUAUGUAUAUGUGUGUGUGUGUAUAUGUGUAUAUAUAUAUAUAUAUAUAUAUAUAUAUAUAUAUAUAUAUAUAUAUAUAUAUAUAUAUAUAUAUAUAUAUAUAUAUAUAUAUAUAUAUAUAUAUAUAUAUAUAUAUAUAUAUAUAUAUAUAUAUAUAUAUAUAUAUAUAUAUACACUACGUGCAAAAGUUUGGGGUCACUUAGAAAUGUCCUUUUUUUUUGUCCAUUUAAAAUAACAUCAAAUUGAUCAGAAAUACAGUGUAGACAUUAUUAAUGUUGUAAAUGGCUACUGUAGCUGGAAACGGCUGAUUUCUUUAUGGAAUAUCUACAUAGGCUACAGAGGCCCAUUUAUCAGCAACCUUCAGUCCUGUGUUCCAAUGGCACGUUGUGUUUGCUAAUCCAAGUUUAUCAUUUUCAAAGGCUAAUUGAUCAUUAGAAAACCCUUUUGCAAUUAUGUUAGCACAGCUGAAAACUGUUGUGCUGAUUAAAGAAGCAAUACAACUGGCCUUCUUGAGACUAGUUGAGUAUCUGGAGCAUCAGUAAUUGUGGGUUCGAUUACAGGCUCAAAAUGGCCAGAAACAAAUAACUUUCUUCUGAAUCUCGUCAGUCUAUUCUUGUUCUGAGAAAUGAAGGCUAUUCCAUGUGAGAAAUUGCCAAGAAACUGAAGAUCUCGUACAACGCUGUGUACUACUCCCUUCACAGAACAGCGCAAACUGGCUUUAACCAGAAUAGAAAGAGGAGUGGGAGGCCCUGGUGCACAACUGAGCAAGAGGACAAAUACAUUAGUGUCUAGUUUGAGAAACAGAAGCCUCACAGGUCCUCAACUGGCAGCUUCAUUAAAUAGUACCCGCAAAACACCAGUCUCAAUGUCAACAGUGAAGAGGCGACUCCGGGAUGCUGACCUUCUAGGCAGAGUUACAAAGAAAAAGCCAUAUCUCAGACUGGCCAAUAAAAAUAAAUGAUUAAUAUGGGCAGUCUGAGAUAUGGCUUUUUCUUUGGAAUUUAAGAAAUUCCACAAAUUAACUUUUAAGAAGGCACACCUGUUAAUUGAAAUGCAUUCCAGGUGACUACCUCAUGAAGCUGGUUGAGAGAAUGCCAAGAGUGUGCAAAGCUCUCAUUUAAGGCAAAGGGUGGCUACUUUGAAGAAUCAUGAUUCCAUAUGUGUUAUUUCAUAGUUUUGAUGUCUUCACUAUUAUUCUACAAUGUAGAAAAUAGUACAAAUAAAGAAAAACCCUUGAAUGAGUAGGUGUGUCCACACUUUUGACUGGUGCUGUAUAAACAGUGCCUUGCGAAAAUAUUAAUCCCCCUUGGCGUUUUUCCUAUUUUGUUGCAUUACAACCUGUAAUUUAAAUAGAUUUUUAUUUGGAUUUCAUGUAAUGGACAUACACAUAAUAGUCCAAAUGGGUGAAGUGGAAUUAAAAAAAUAACUUGUUUCAAAAAAUUCUAAAAAAUAAAUAACGGAAAAGUGGUGCGUGCAUAUGUAUUCGCCCCCUUUGCUAUGAAGCCCCUAAAAAAGAUCUGGUGCAACCAAUUACCUUCAGAAGUCACAUAAUUAGUUAGAUUGCACACAGUUGGACUUUAUUUAAGUGUCACAUGAUCUGUCACAUGAUAUCAGUAUGUAUACACCUGUUCUGAAAGGCCCCAGAGUCUGCAACACCACUAAGCAAGGGGCACCACCAAGCAAGCGGCACCAUGAAGACCAAGGAGCUCUCCAAACAGGUCAGGGACAAAGUUGUGGAGAAGUACAGAUCAGGGUUGGGUUAUAAAAAAAUAUCCGAAACUUUGAACAUCCCACGGAGCACCAUUAAAUCCAUUAUUAAAAAAUGGAAAGAAUAUGGCACCACAACAAACCUGCCAAGAGAGGGCUGCCCACCAAAACUCACGGACCAGGCAAGGAGAGCAUUAAUCAGAGAGGCAACAAAGAGACCAAAGAUAACCCUGAAGGAGCUGCAACGCUCCACAGCAGAGAUUGGAGUAUCUGUCCAUAGGACCACUUUAAGCCGUACACUCCACAGAGCUGGGCUUUACGGAAGAGUGGCCAGAUAAAAGCCAUUGCUUAAAGAAAAAAAUAAGCAAACACGUUUGGUGUUCGCCAAAAGGCAUGUGGGAGACUCCCCAAACAUAUGGAAGAAGGUACUCUGGUCAGAUGAGACUAAAAUUGAGCUUUUUGGCCAUCAAGGAAAUCGCUAUGUCUGGCGAAAACCCAACACCUCUCAUCACCCCGAGAACACCAUCCCCACAGUGAAGCAUGGUGGUGACAGCAUCAUGCUGUGGGGAUGUUUUUCAUCUGCAGGGACUGGUCAGAAUUGAAGAAAUUAUGGAUGGCGCUAAAUACAGGGAAAUUCUUGAGGGAAACCUGUUUCAGUCUUCCAGAGAUUUGAGACUGGGACGGAGGUUCACCUUCCAGCAGGACAAUGACCCUAAGCAUACUGCUAAAGCAACACUCGAGUGUUUUAAGGGGAAACAUUUUAAAUGUCUUGGAAUGGCCUACUCAAAGCCCAGACCUCAAUCCAAUUGAGAAUCUCUGGUGCGACUUAAAGAUUGCUGUACACCAGCAGAACCCAUCCAACUUGAAGGAGCUGGAGCAGUUUUGCCUUGAAGAAUGGGCAAAAAUCCCAGUGGCUAGAUGUGUCUGAAUAAAAGUGCUGAAAAAAUAGUGCUAAAAGAAGAUUGUGAACAAGAUACUGGAGUUUUGGUGCCAGUAUAGCCAACUAGCACAUAAAUAAUAUUGCGAUAUUGUCAAAACAAUAAUAUAUAUCGUCUAAAAUAAUAUCCUGAUAUGUAACUGUAUCGAUUUUCUUCCCCCCCCCAUCACUAUAAUACACAUUAGGUUGGAGGUCAGGUCAUAUCACUUCGCUUCAUACCUUGGAUAUGCACGGAAUGCAGCCACUUUACGUUCCCCACUUUUACGAUUAUUAGCUAGACACAUUUUUCUUCAUGGUCUCUUCUUUCCCCUGAUCAGACGUAAGCCUUCCUAUCCAUUACCCUUGUGUUUGUCUCUCCCUGAGUCCCUCCCUCUGGAUUUUGGUAAAUUACAGGAGAGGUUGUUCUGCUCCCCUCUCCUCUACCCCCCCUUAGUGAGGAAUGAAAGCAAAGAUACUCCAAAAGGAAACCAGGCCAGAACGCGGGAGGCUAAAAAACACCCCACCACCACCGCUCCUCUCAAAUCAACUGGUGGGGCUACAGCAGGGCGCAGGGACGGGACUGCGGCUGGUAAAAAGCUGCCCAAAAGCACAGCCAAGCAAGCUUCCGCUCCGCCGCCCAAACAAAACCCUCGAAACAAUUACAUUGGGAACGGUGAGUAUCAGUGGCACUGGUUGGUUGGGAGAGAGAACCCUGUUGGCAUGGAGAAUGUACCUGUUUUCGCAUGUGGAAGGCCUCCCUCCGCCCAUCAGUCCAUCCCUCCUGGUCCCCCUUCAGGAAUUAAUGGUGUUGUCCAUACUAGACGGCUAGGGAUUUACAGUAGUUGAGAAGUUUGAUUGUUCUUGUUGUGAAAUGGGAAGUGAGGAGAGUGUGUACAGAGAGUUGCCUGCAGAGACUUCUCAAUUUUUAGACAGCAUAGCACUACAAUAAGAUGCACUGUGUACUGUGUGUCCCAUCUGUGUUCCCCUGCCUGCCUGCCUCCGAGGGUUUCUGAGAACCCUUGCUUUUUUUGUCUUUGGUGCAUGAUGAUCUGGUUCAUGGAUCGUUUGGUUUCCCAGGGAGGUGUGGCCAUGUCUCGUGUCUGUGUGUGCACCAGCGUCUGUGCACGUGACUUGUUUGACCCCACUGGAGUAAACUAUGCUACCCAGGGCCAAUUGUGUUGCAUGUGAUGGGCAUGCCUAACUUGGUAUUUUAUGAGUUUCUUUGAAGAAUUGCCAGAUUUUGGGCUCUUGAUAUUUCUGUUUCUGUUUAAUAUCCAUUGUUAUCCUCUGCCUAUAAUCAUUUUGAGUGCACAUUGUUCUCUUUUUCAGUGUCAGUAGUUUAUUUGGUUUUGAAUAGCUUUUGUAUAUUUGCCAAAUGGCUUAUCCACAAUACGACCUCUUUCACAGCCACUAAUAACAUUUUACUGUUAGACCCUGGCCAUGACCCCACUCUCCGAAGGUGUCACAGGGAGAGUUGGGAAAUGCAAAAAAACGAAUGCUUAUAAUACACACUUGUACAUGUGUGAAAUAGGACAAAUAUAAGCACCCACCAAAUUAUUAUUAUUAUUAUUAUUAUACUCCUCUUAUUCUGUCACAUGACCCCAACAUUCUAUAGAACUAAUAAAUGUUUUCUGUCAGGGACAAUGCGUCAUUGACUGUUAAUGUGUCAGACUUAGACAAAAGGCUCACGUUUGUCUGUAGUGCCUGGGCAGGUCAUUUGAAAUGAAGGCACUAACAAAAGCGCAUAAAAUGCUACAGGACAUAUGCCCGUUUUUGCUGUUGUGUUUAACAUAAAUCGAAUGAAGUUUCCUCUCCUCUUAGCCAAAUCCUCUCAUCCUAAGAAAACUGGAGGCACAUCCAAGAGCACAGCCCAGUCCUCAUCCUCCUCAUCGUCCACACUGCGUACCACAAAGACCUCCCAGGACAGGCUUUCCAACCCAACUGGGACAGAAAAGACCAACAAGCGCGUCCUCCAACCAGCACCUGACCCUUCCAGCUUCUCUGGAGCUCCCAAGGCCUCCCCAGAGACAGACAGCCUUUCUGGGGAGAGACGGGUCCCGGGCCCUGGGGAUGGGCAUGGGAACCAGGGGUGCAAGGAGGAGCCCUAUUCUGGCCCAGAGGUCAAGCCUGCUGCUCAGAAUGACUCCUCUCUGACUGGAAUGGAUAAAGACAAUGCCUCAGGAGCCAGUCCUCAGGACCCUGGGGAGAAGGCCCCUCUGGUCAACAACGCCACUGAGGACACUUUCUUCACCGAGUCUCAUAGCGAGAGCUCCACGGAGGAAGCCCUGGGGACUGGGGAAGAUGGAGGUGGUGACCGUGGGCAACAGUCGGGGGAUGCAGACCAUGAGUUAGAGAAAUGUCAGUGGUAUGUAUCGAUACUGCAACACAGAUCUAUAGGCUUCUAGUGCAGAAAAACCCUAUAAGAAGACCCUGGUCAAACACACUUUCAAGUAUUUAAGAUAUUUGAGGUACACUUGAUGUAGCUUGAAUCCUGCACUUUUGGGACCGUUCCAUUGAACCAGGCCAAUUAAAUCAAGUGCAUUUCAAGUAUUUGAAAUUAGUUGUUUGACCCAGGUUGGCAUUAAACAUCUCCUCCUAACUGAAGAAAAUAAAAUGCCGUCUUACAUCAUAAUUGCUCUUAUGAAACUUUAGAAUGAAACCUGGUGGCAUUGGUUGGAAAGCUCUUUACCGCAAUCAUGAUUCCCAAAAUAGUACAGUAUGCUUUAGAAAACUCCAUUGAAGGCAUGGUGUAAUUCUUACUGCACGUGUAAAUGGAUCGAAACGUUUCAACUGUAUUACAUGAUGUGGCAACAUUGUUCGUCAUUGUCAGUGUUUUGCAUUUGAGAUGGUUAACAUUGGGAGUCAUACAGUACUGCAAAAGAUGGCAGAGGAGUGUAAAAAGCUAUCCUGUGUGGGAACAUAACUAUGAGAGAUUUGUACUGUAUUGUUUUGCUUUACUGGUACACUUAUUCUCCCAGAGAAGAUGGAUUAUUUCCCAGGGGCAUUGCACUUGCUCAUGUGUUCAACAGUAAGGUCAACCCAAAAGUCAAAGUCUAUAAAUGUACAGUACUCUACCUUAUAGUCACUACUACUCACAGUAUGCAUUCUUAAAGCUGUUGUUUCUUAGUUUUCAACCUUCACAUACAGUGGGGAGAACAAGUAUUUGAUACACUGCCAAUGUUGCAGGUUUUCCUACUUACAAAGCAUGUAGAGGUCUGUAAUAUUUAUCAUAGGUACACUUCAACUGUGAGAGACGGACUCUAAAACAAAAAUCCAGAAAAUCACAUUGUAUGAUUUUUAAGUAAUUAAUUUGCAUUUUAUUGCAUGACAUAAGUAUUUGAUACAUCAGAAAAGCAGAACUUAAUAUUUGGUACAGAAACCUUUGUUUGCAAUUAGAGAUCAUACGUUUCCUGUAGGUCUUGACCAGGUUUGCACACACUGCAGAAGGGAUUUUGGCCCACUCCUCCAUACAGACCUUCUCCAGAUCCUUCAGGUUUCGGGGCUGUCGCUGGGAAAUACGGACUUUCAGCUCCCUCCAAAGAUUUUCUAUUGGGUUCAGGUCUGGAGACUGGCUAGGCCACUCCAGGACCUUGAGAUGCUUCUUACGGAGCCACUCCUUAGUUGCCCUGGCUGUGUGUUUCGGGUCGUUGUCAUGCUGGAAGACCCAGCCACGACCCAUCUUCAAAUGGGUCCCAUCUUCAAAUGGGACCCAUCUUCAAAUACAACAAUCCUUCAGUAGCCUUCAACUGCUCUUAAACACUAGUAAAACUAAAUGCAUGCUUUUCAAUCGAACGCUGCUAGCACCCGCCCACCCGACUAGAAUCACCACUCUUGACGGGUCUGACCUAGAGUAUGUGGACAACUACAAAUAUCUAGGUGUCUGGUUAGACUGUAAACUCAACUUCCAGACUCACAUAAAGAAUCUCCAAUCCAAAGUUAAAUCUAGAAUCGGCUUCCUAUUUCGCAACAAAGCCUCCUUCACUCAUGCUGCCAAACAUGCCCUCGUAAAACUGACUAUCCUACCGAUCCUUGACUUCGGCGAUGUCAUUUAUAAAAUAGCCUCCAACACUCUACUCAGCAAAUUGGAUGUAGUCUAUCACAGUGCCAUCCGUUUUGUCUCCAAAGCCCCAUACACUACCCACCACUGUGACCUGUACGCUCUUGUUGGCUGGUCCUCACUACAUGUUCGUCGUCAAACCCACUGGCUCCAGGCCAUCUAUAGAUCACUGCUAGGCAAAUCCCCGCCUUAUCUUAGCUCAUUGGUCACCAUAGCAGCACCCACCCGUAGUCUGCGCUCCAGCAGGUAUAUCUCACUGGUCAUUCCCAAAGCCAACACCUCCUUUGGCCGCCAUUCCUUCCAGUUCUCUGCUGCCAAUGACUGGAACGAAUUGCAAAAAUCUCUGAAGCUGGAGACUCUUAUCUCCCUCAAUAACUUUAAGCAUCAGUUGUCAGAGCACCUUACCGAUCACUGCACCUGUACACAGCCCAUCUGAAAUUAGCCCACCCAACUACCUCAUCCCUAUAUUGUUAUUUAAUUUGCUCUUUUGCACCCCAGUAUCUCUAUUUGCACAUAAUCUCUUGCACAUCUAGCAUUCCAGUGUUAAUACUAUUGUAAUUAUUCUGCACUAUAGCCUAUUUAUUGCCUUACCUCCAUAACUUGCUACAUUUGCACACACUGUAUAUAUAUUUUCUGUUGUAUUUCUGACUUUAUGUUUUUUUUUACCCCAUAUGUAACUCUGUGUUGUUUUUGUUGCACUACUUUGCUUUGUCUUGGCCAGGUCGCAGUUGUAAAUGAGAACCUGUUCUCAACUGGCUUACCUGGUUAAAUAAAGGUGAAAUAAAAAAAAAUAAAAAAUGCUCUUACUGAGGGAAGGAGGUUGUUGGCCAAGAUCUCGCGAUACAUGGCCCCAUCCAUCCUCCCCUCAAUACAGUGCAGUCGUCCUGUCCCCUUUGCAGAAAAGCAUCCCCAAAGAAUGAUGUUUCCACCUCCAUGCUUCACGGUUGGGAUGGUGUUCUUGACGGGCCUGGACAUGCGCUGGCUUGAGCAGGGGGACCUUGCGUGCGCUGCAGGAUUUUAAUCCAUGACGGUGUAGUGUGUUACUAAUGGUUUUCUUUGAGACUGUGGUCCCAGCUCUCUUCAGGUCAUUGACCAGGUCCUGCCUUGUAGUUCUGGGCUGAUCCCUCACCUUCCUCAUGAUCAUUGAUGCCCCACAAAGUGAGAUCUUGCAUGGAGCCCCAGACCGAGGGUGAUUGACCGUCAUCUUGAACUUCUUCCAUUUUCUAAUAAUUGCGCCAACAGUUGUUGCCUUCUCACCAAGCUGCUUGCCUAUUGUCCUGUAGCCCAUCCCAGCCUUGUGCAGGUCUACAAUUUUAUCCCUGAUGUUCUUACACAGCUCUCUGGUCUUGGCCAUUGUGGAGAGGUCGGAGUCUGUUUGAUUGAGUGUGUGGACAGGUGUCUUUUAUACAGGUAACGAGUUCAAACAGGUGCAGUUAAUACAGGUAAUGAGUGGAGAACAGGAGGGCUUCUUAAAGAAAAACUAACAGGUCUGUGAGAGCCGGAAUUCUUACUGGUUGGUAGGUGAUCAAAUACUUAUGUCAUGCAAUAAAAUGCAAAUUAAUUACUUAAAAAUAAUACAAUGUGAUUUUCUGGAUUUUUGUUUUAGAUUCCGUCUCUCACAGUUGAAGUGUACCUAUGAUAAAAAUUACAGACCUCUACAUGCUUUGUAAGUAGGAAAACCUGCAAAAUCGGCAGUGUAUCAAAUGCUUGUUCUCCCCACUGUAUGUGCUGUAUUUGUAGAUGGCUCCUCAUUGCCAAAGUACUGUUCUGAUGAUGAACGGCACCACAGCUUCAGUUCAAAGCCCAGAAAAUGCUGUAAAUAUUUUAGCAGCAUAAGCAGCCUAGUUUACCAUUUACCGCUACCUGGAUACAGUAUUGUCAUAAUUCAUAAUGGCUGCGGUGUAAUAGGGAGUAACCUAUUUUAGCCCUCUAUUUAAACAUUGGUGGUGUGGUAAAUGGUUGUCUCUCUCACACACACACACACACACACACACACACACACACACACACACACACACACACACACACACACACACACGUCUGAGUCAGCAUAGAUGUCAUAAAUGGCCGUCAUAGCCUUGAGCUGAACUGGUUUAACUUGAAUUGGGACAGUAAGUCACAGAGCCCUGUCUGUGUUGUAGGCCUUAAACCAAUUAGAAAUAUGAUAGUUCACAUGACUUUCAUGAUACCAGGUUCAUGUGGAAAAGACCGUUGGGAAAGAAAAGGCCUGUUUUCACCAGCGUUUUGGUCUAUACACCCUUCAUUAGUAGGAAAGUGUAUGCACUCACUAACUGUAAGUCGCUCUGGAUAAGAGCAUCUGCUAAAUGACUAAAAUGUAAUUAGAGUUUGUUUAUCAACGUUUUCCAUUAUGCAACAAGGACAACAAUGGACAUGAUAAAUAAAUCAAAAGACAAGAAAAUCAAUCAGGUAAGAAUGCUUAAUCAGGGUUUUGAUGAUGUGACUCCAGGCCUACCAAUGGGAUUGGAGAGAAGAAGCUCCACAGUGUUAACCUGGAGAGCCCAGAGGUUACAGUCAUCCCAGACAGCACUAUGGAGUCUGACUACCAGUCUACAGUCAGCGACUCCGACUCAGAUGGGCCCAUCCUCUACCGAGACGAAGAUGAGGAUGAGGAGGACGAGUAUACCACAAGUAAGGAAUCCGUCGCAGAUAUAGAAGCAUACAGCUAAUUGUAUUCUAGCCUUUUAAGUCAGUCAGUCAGCAUGUGUUAAAUGUCUUUGUCUGUCCAGCCCUUGCAACAAAUUCAUCCGUAGCCACUCGUGCACUAGAAACAAGGAAAAUAACCUUGAAAACAAUCUCACUUUAUUGUGUUUCCACACUCUUUAUGGUUGGUUUUAUAUUUACUUCUUGACUUAUAUUUUAUCUUUACUGCACAGCACGCAUUCCUAUAAAGCCGUACUCUUGUCCUCUGACUCAGACCAUUUUAAUACUCUCUGGAUUCAGCCUGCAUGGCGUAGGCUGGGGGAGGGCUAGCUAGAUUUUCAUUAUUAUUAUUGGUUUUGUAGGCUCCCUAGCCAGUAAGAUCCGCCGCAGGGACACCCUGGCCAUCAAACUGGGCAAUCGGCCCAGCAAGAGAGAGCUGGAGGAGAAGAACAUCCUGCCUCGCACAUCUGAGACCGAGAGGCAGGAACUCCGGCAGCAGAUUCACUCCAAGCUAGUGAGGUACGGAGUACACCUAUGGAGUCAUGCACACACACACACACGCCAACACACGCUUUGUGUGUAUUUAAGAUUGUAUUUAAUCUGAAAUAACUGUUCUGGUGUGAGAUUCCCGAGAACUUGGUAGCACUGAAAUCAUCUUUCAUCCAAGGGAUUUAGGAUGUUCUUAGUGCUACAAAGCUUUUGGGGAACUGACCCCUGUUCCCAAAGCACUGAGGUAUUGUCUCGUUUCAUUCUCCCUCUGUCCCUCACAGACGACUUAGUCAGAGGCCCAGCACUGAGGAACUGGAGCAGAGGAACAUUCUGAAACGUGAGUGACAAUAGACAGACGCCACCACAGACAGACUGCACCACAUUGUCCCCAGUCAGACCACAGCAGCGCAACAACCCCUUAGUACUGUACAAGACAUUUCCCCCACACAAGGUCUGUUUGUCUUCUGGUUUUGGUCAUGUGUGUUUUUCAGAUUAUAUACUGAACAAAAAUAUAAAUGCAACAGUCAAAUCUUUGAAAUGGUUGCAUGAGUUACAAUUCAUAUAAGGAAAUCAGUCAAUUGAAAUAAUUUCAUUAGGCCCUAAUCUAUGGAUUUCACAUGACUUGGAAUACAGAUAUACAGUUGAAGUCGGAAGUUUACAUCCACCUUAGCCAAAUACAUUUAAACUCAGUUUUUCACAAUUCCUGACAUUUAAUCCUAGUAAAAAUUCCCUGUCUUAGGUCAGUUAGGAUCACCACUUUAUUUUAAGAAUGUGAAAUGUCAGAAUAAUAGUAGAGAGAAAUUUAUUUCAGCUUUUAUUUAUUUCAUCACAUUCCUAGUGGGUCAGAAGUUUACAUACACUCAAUUAGUAUUUGGUAGCAUUGCCUUUAAAUUGUUUAACUUGGGUCAAACGUUUCGGGUAGCCUUCCACAAGCUUCCCACAAUAAGUUGUCCAUUUGGAUGACCCAUUUGUGACCAAGCUUUAACUUCCUGACUGAUGUCUUGAUGUUGCUUCAAUAUAUCCAUAAUGUUCCUUCCUCAUGAUGCCAUCUAUUUUGUGAAGUGCACCAGUCCCUCCUGCAGCAAAGCACCCCCACAGCAUGAUGCUGCCACCCCGUAGCCGGCCGGUGACCGGGAGACCCAUGGGGCGGCGCACAAUUGGCCCAGCGUCGUCCAGGGUAGGGGAGGGAAUGGCCGGCAGGGAUGUUGGUAGAGCAUGGCGUUUGCAACGCAAGGGUUGUGGGUUCGUUUCCCACGGGGGGCCAGUAUGAAAAAUAAAAAAAUGAUGUAUGCACUCACUAACUGUAAGUCGCUCUGGAUAAGAGCGUCUGCUAAAUGACUAAAAUGUAAAAUGUGCUUCACGGUUGGGAUGGUGUUCUUCGGCUUGCAAGCAUACCCCCUUUUCCUCCAAACAUAACGAUGGUCAUUAUGGCCAAACAGUUAUAUUUUUGUUUCAUCAGACCAGAGGACAUUUCUCCAAAAAGUACGAUCUUUGUCCCCAUGUGCAGUUGCAAACCAUAGUCUGGCUGUUUUAUGGCUGUUUUGGAGCAGUGGCUUCUUCCUUGCUGAGCGGCCUUUCAGGUUAUGUCGAUAUAGGACUCGUUUUACUGUGGAUAUAGAUACUUUUGUACCUGUUUCCUCCAGCAUCUUCACAAGGUCCUUUGCUGUUGUUCUGGGAUUGAUUUGCACUUUUCGCACCAAAGUACGUUCAUCGCUAGGAGACAGAACGCAUCUCCUUCCUGAGCGGUAUGACGGCUGCAUGGUCCCAUGGUGUUUAUACUUGUGUACUAUUGUUUGUACAGAUGAACGUGGUACCUUCAGGCGUUUGGAAAUUGCUCCCAAUUAUGAAUCAGACUUGUGGAGGUCUACAAUUUUUUUUUUUCUGAGGUCUUGGCUGAUUUCUUUUGAUUUUCCCAUGAUGUCAAGCAAAGGCACUGAGUAUGAAGGUAGGCCUUGAAAUACAUCCACAGGUACACCUCCAAUUGACUUAAAUUAUGUCAAUUAGCAUCUCAGAAGCUUCUAAAGCCAUGACAUCCUUUUCUGGAAUUUUCCAAGCUGUUUAACGGCACAGUCAACUUAGUGUAUAUAAACUUCUGACCCACUGGAAUUGUGAUACAGUGAACUAUUAUUGAAAUAAUCUGUCUGUAAACAAUUGUUGGAAAAACUACUUGUGUCAUGCACAAAGUAGAUGUCCUAACCGACUUGCCAAAACUAUAGUUUGUUAACAAGACAUUUUGUGGAGUGGUUGAAAAACUAGUUUUAAUGACUCCAACCGAAGUGUAUGUAAACUUACGACUUCAACUGUACAUCUGUUGGUCACAGAUACCUUUUUUUUUAAAAGUAGGGGCGUGGAUCAGAAAACUAGUCAGUAUCUGGUGUGACCACCAUUUGCCUCAUGCAGUGCGACAGCUCUCCUUCGCAUAGUUGAUCAGGCUGUUGAUUCUGGCCUGUGGAAUGUUGUCCCACUCCUCUUCAAUGGCUGUGCAAAGUUGCUGGAUAUUGGCAGGAACUGAAACACUCUGUCUUACACGUCGAUACAGAGCAUCCCAAACAUGCUCAAUGGGUGACAUGUCUGGUGAGUAUGCAGGCCAUGGAAGAACUGGGAAAUGUUCAGCUUCCAGGAAUUGUGUACAGAUCCUUGCAACAUGGGGCCGUGGACAUGCUGAAACAUGAGGUGAUGGCGGCGGAUGAAUGUCACGACAAUGGACCACAGGAUUUCAUCACGGUAUCUCUGUGCAUUCAAAUUUUCAUAGAUAAAAUGCAAUUGUGUUCGUUGUCCGUAGCUUAUGCCAGCCCAUACCAUAGCUCCACUGCCACCAUGGGGCACUUUUUUCACAACGUUGACAUCAGCAAACCGCUCGCCCACACGACGCCAUACAUGUGGUCUGCGUUUCUCAGGCCAAAUUCUCUAAAAUGACGUUGGAUGAGGCUUAUGGUAGAGAAUUGAACAUUCAAUUAUCUGGCAACAGCUCUGAUGGACUUUUCUUCAGUCGGCAUGCCAAUUGCACACUCCCUCAAAACUUGAGACAUCUGUGGCAUUGUGUUGUGUGACAAAACUGCAUAUUUUAGAGUGGCCUUUUAAUAUACCCCAGCACAAGGCGCACUGGUGUCAUGAUCAUGCUGUUUAAUCAGCUUCUUGAUAUGCCACACAUGUCAGUGGAUAGAUUAUCUUGGCAAAGGAGAAAUGCUCACUAACAGGGAUGUAAACAAAUUUGUGCCCAAAACUUGAGAGAAAUAAGCUAUUUGUGCAUAUGGAACAUUUCUGGGAUCUUUUAUUUCAGCUCAUGAAACAUUGGACCAACACUUUUUUACAUGUUGCGUUUAUAUUUUUGUUCAGUGUAGAUAGUUCAGUUCCACAUGACCUAAACAAGCUGAUUACUUUAUCCCAUUCUUCAAAGGUUGAUGCUAGACUAGGUACGUUUUCAUAAGGAGAUGGUGUUUGUGAAUGAAUUAGCCCGGCUGGAAUCCAAGACAAAGGUGAAGUUGUUCUUCUGGCUUGGACAGCUGUGCAUCAAGGUCUAAUGGUGCAUUGAUGUGGAGGGAGGCCAGUUAUCGACUAAUGGCUCAUCUGCUUGCCCAGUUUAUUGGUUAGUAAAUCAAUUUGGUGAAACAUAUUACGCCAGAUUGAGCAUGACCAGUGAAAUGUUUUAAUUUUGAAGAGGAUAACAUCUUGAGCUCUUAUUGUGCCAGACAAUGUUUUACAUUUUUGGCUCAGAGAACGUAAUGAUAAAAGUCAAUAGGAAUGUGUUAAUGUUUACCUGAUCAUUCUCUCUAUCUGCUAGCACACUUUGUUCUAAUCAAGUCAAACUUCAUCUAAAGUGCAUCGGAACACACUUUACAGAAAAAUCAAAGGAGUACAAUUUGAUCAACAGGCUUAAAACAUGUUCCUGUAAUACGGUCAAUGUUCACAUGGAGACUUCCUGUCUAUUAAACAGGAAGCAGUGAAAGAAGGGGCCAUUUUGUUGUUGUCAUCUUGCUGGGGUGUUUACUGCAUUAUGUAUGAGGUCUUUGUGGUGGAAUCAUAAUGCAUGAGGCUAAGAGCGAGAGAGAGCAGUUAACCGACUGUUGCCUCAUUGAAAGCAGAUGAGUAGGCUUCCAGUGGCAAAGGUCGCUGCCUCCCAGGGAUUCUAUACACAUCUGUCACACACUCAACUCAGCAACUACCUGUUGAAGAAUAGAACACAGGUCUACACUGUGCUCUGGUUUAAAGAGUUGACUAUGUAUGGUUAAGAAAAUACAACUCCAAAUCAAAGUUUGUCAGAUGUUUUCAGACCUCAACAGCAGACUUCUGUUGAGAUAAGUCUAUGUCCCAGGCCAUCUGUUUUGUAGAUGCAGCCAUAUGGCACGAUCCAAAAUCAAUGGGAAAGAUAAGCACCUUAUCAUUUCCAUUAACCGUAUUGCUUAAUUAAUAAUCACUAUAUUAGGUAGUGAAGUACCACCUUAGCCUACUUAUAACUUAUUUUCAAUUUCACUGCAGAGACGAAUGAGGCUGAUAAACAUGAAGCCAUACAAGAGAUUAAAAGGAGACUCUCCCGAAAGGUACUGUCAUUUAUACUUUAUUUAUGUACACCAAUACUUGGCCUGCAUCUCAUAGAUUUUUAUGUCUAAUGUAAUUACUCGUGUUGAUUAUAUGCGGUACACAGAUCCAUCUGGUGGACACAGCUGGAACUGAAUUAACUGGAACUAAACACACGUCGAACUCAUAUAGACUGAAUUACCGAACAAUGUCUUGAUUUCUGAAUUACCAAAGACAUUUCGAACUCAUUUGUCCCUUGUCAAUUAGUUGAAUGAGUUAACUUUUUGACAAGCUGAAAUGCAGCAAUCAUAUGACUGUUGCCACUGUGCAUACUGUAGGGCAGGACUGCCCAACCCUGUUCCUGGAGAGCUACCGUCCUGUAGGUUUUUGCUCCAACCCUAAUCUAGCACACCUGAUUCUAAUAAUUAGAAGGUUGAUAAGAUGAAUCAGGUUAGUAACACCUGGGGUUGGAGCAAAAACCUACAGGAGGGUAGCUCUCCAGGAACAGGGUUGGGCAACCAUGCUGUAGGGCAUUCCAAUUCUGUGUGAGCAGCAUGCCUCAAAGUGUAGCAUCAGGCUGCUUGAAAUUCCUCAGAUUGCUCGCUCCCUGUGGUGGCAGGGGGGGAAGAGGGGAUUGGCCAGGGUUAGGCCAACGAGGCUUGACCUCAGAUAUAAUGAGAACUGGAGUCUAGUUUCAAGACUGCUCCUGUAUGGCUCUGUGGAAGGAGUUAAACUUUACCCACAACUCUCUAUCCAUCUUCUCCCAUGCCCCAGCUGUCUUGUCUAGAAGUCCCAAUUUACAGUUGUCAAUCACUGGUUACUUAUUGUGUGUGUGUGUGUGUGUGUGUGUGUGUGUGUGUGUGUGUGUGUGUGUGUGUGUGUGUGUGUGUGUGUGUGUGUGUGUGUGUGUGUGUGUGUGUGUGUGUGUGUGUGUGUGUGUGUGUGUGUGUGUGUGUGUGUGUCUAGCUGAGUGUGAGGCCCACAGUAGCUGAGCUGGUGGCUCGGCGGAUUCUGCGCUUCAAUGAGUAUGUGGAGUGCACAGAUGCUAAGGACUAUGACCGCCGUGCAGACAAACCCUGGACCAGGCUCACUCCAGCUGACAAAGUGCGUCCCAGACUCCUACUGUAUAAUGUUAUUGCAAGAGAACCUAAAAUACAUGACAUUCAUAAUGUGAUUAAAUACUUGGACUAAGAUAGGUUAUAAAAAGGCAUCAUUCAAAAAAGUUGUAUUCCUCAUGCAUGCCACCGACUGGCCAGCACCUGAACCAUACUCUAAAUACAUUAUUCACAAAAACUCAUUAUUAUUAAUCAUUUAAAGCUGCAAUAUGUAACUUUAUGGGCGACCCGACCAAAUUCCCAAAGAAAUGUGAGUUAAAGAUCUGUCAUUCUCAUUGAAAGUGAUCUGUUGAUCUAUGUGUGCUAUUUCUAUGCUUCCCAUUCUUAAGUUUUGUUUUUGCACCUUUUACUUUCGGUUUUGUACAGCAGCUUAAAACAGCUGAAAAUACAAUAUUUUUGGUUAUUGAAAAUAUAUUUCACAGAGGUUUAGAUGGUACAAUGAUUCUCUACACUAUGAAUUGCUUGUUUUGUCACAUAAACUGAAGUUAGGCGAACUAUUUAGAAUUUUAGCAACCAGGAAAUGGUGGAGCGAUUUCUGCAUAUUGCAUCUUUGAUCUUCAGUUAUAUGAAAUAUGUUUACCUGUCUGAAAGUAUUGAUGUUCUGACUGUUUGAUAAGGACAUUACAUUUUAGUAUUAUUUUUAAUGAGGUGUUGUUUUGGUAGUUUUUCUUUGUAAAUGAAGACUUUGAUCUUGAAUGUUUAUAUUCCCUCAGGCUGCUAUCCGUAAAGAACUGAAUGAGUUCAAAAGCAAAGAGAUGGAAGUUCAUGAAGAGAGCAAGCAAUUCACCAGGUAA